Molecule: messenger RNA, 1757 nt
Organism: Coniophora puteana RWD-64-598 SS2
Lineage: Eukaryota; Fungi; Basidiomycota; Agaricomycetes; Boletales; Coniophoraceae
Exons: 8
Coding region: 92-1723 (543 amino acids)
Molecular function (GO): protein binding
Source: RefSeq, a predicted model, not a curated record
GCUGCGCUUGCCUGCCGUUCAUCUAAGUACCUUCCAGCAGGUUAAUGCCCUACCACUUCGCCACUGAGCGACCUCCUACCUCGGCCCCUUCAUGCCUUUGCCCCUCAAGAUCGAGCUGGAAACUUGGGCAGACGCUCUGCGAGCCUACGAUGCUCAAGACUACGAGGGAGCGCUUGAGCUGUUUCUUCGCAUCGCCCAGUCGUCCAAAGUAUUCACGAACAUGGGCCUCAUCUAUGCUGCCAUCGGUCGUCACGAGGCCGCCAUAGAGCAGUAUGCAGCCGCGACUGCUCUUGACCCUUACCUUGCAAUUGCUUAUUUUCAAUCCGGCGUGUCCAACUUCGCACUCGCACGUUACGACUUCGCGCUCCGUGAUUUCGAAGACACCUUUCUGUACCUUCGCGGGAACCGGGAGAUAGAUUAUAAACAGCUCGGGCUUGGUUUCAAACUCUUCUCCUGUGAAGUCCUUUUCAAUCGCGGACUCGCGAAACUCUGCAUCGGAGCUAAACAAGACGGACUCUCGGACCUUCGCGAUGCUGCUAGGAGCAAGGUCGUAGCUAAACAUGCUAUCAUCGAUGAAGCCGUUCGCAAUGGUAGCGAAGGCCAUGCAGUUUUUGCCGUGCCUAUUGGCACAAUAUACAGGCCCUCGCAGGUCCAGCUGGCGAAUUCGACGACUAAGGAUUAUAUAGGCGAGGCUGAACUUAUCGCUGCGGCAGAGACAAAGGACGCGUGCACCGAGUUCUCAGGCAUCCAACGCAUGAAAACCGUGCAGGGUGAGGAAGGCUCAUCCCUCGGACGCUCUUUGACUAUGCCUACCACCUGGGCUGAGCCCUCGCACGCAACGUCUACGUCGCCCGCACCUCGUUUACAUAACGGUAUUUCCGCUGGCGGGAUACUCAACCUGUUAAUGCCUUCUCCAAAUAUACCACAAUCAAGGGUAGUCGCCACCCCACAUACCCGCAAAACGGAUCUGAGCCGCGGAAUGAGUGCAAGAAAAGCCUCCUCUCCACAGCUUGCAAGCCCAAUUGCCCGACGUCAACGUCAGCUGCAGAAGCCCAAGCCGCUAGUGCUCCCAGCUCCCAAUGUUCCCUCAUCCCAUCAACCCGAGUCAUCACCCAAUCAUCAAUACUUCUUGGACGAUUACCUCAAUACCUUCAAUGAACUAUCCGAUGAUUUACGCGAGUUUAUUCUCGAGCCGGCCUCAACGCACGAACCGCACGAUUCUAGCUCAAAUGAUGACGUCAACUUGGCGGAAAACCACACUCGACCUCGAUACUUCGAUGAUCCCCACUCGCAACGUAAAGUAUCACCUGUUCAAACACAGGGUUUAGUCUUACCCAGUAGUGCUACUCUCACUCAACCAUCAAGUCCGAGAAAGGUUGUGCGUCAACGUGAGCAGAGGGUGAUGCAUGAAGACGAGGAAGGAUAUGGGACAGGAUCAGACGAGGAGUGGCAGAUGAGCAUCAUCAAGACCAAACUGCACUAUCAAGGCGAUGUCCGCGGCAUGAUUAUCUCCCCGACGACACCGUGGCGUGAGUUUGUCACCCGUGUGACUUGCAAGUUCGGUACUAGCUCUUCGGGACUGAAGUUGAGGUUCAAGGAUGAGGACGGUGUUGAGGUGUCUUUAUAUGAUGACUCGGACUUUGCCCUAGCCAUUGCAACAGCGCACGCAGUCGCUCUUGGAAGGCGAGAGGGCCGACUUGAAGUCUGGUGCACAGAUAUUUAACUAGCCUUAGUCACUGCUCGUUCUUAUUUGUUUG